AUUUGGGGGCCUUUCGCAACUUGGUCUUUUGCAUGCUCAGUUCUCAGUCACACACAGUGUGAACUAAACGACGGUUUAUUGAUCCCAAAUUCCAAGUGCGGAAUCUCACGCCACUGAUAUCCAUCGUCUACUGCCGCGGUACUUCUCUCUGCGCCUCCCUGUUAAUCACGAUGAGGACAUGGGAGAAUUCCGAAGCUCCAGUAUUUUGAAAACGAUGAAGAGGAAGUGUAGGGUUUGGUGGCCUGCUCAUCUCUCCCCAACAACCCAACCACAGUCUUCCACCUUCUUGUUCGGUUGGUUCGUUACAUCGUCUUCUUCUUCCUCUGCUUCUGUUCCUCUAGAAGUUAUCGUAGCAUUUUUAAUCGAUGAAGCUGCCUUCUCUUCUGUCGGAUCUGAUCUCGAGGGGAUACUUCACAAGAUAAAUAAAAGAAUGCCAACAUCUUUACAAAAUAGAUGUGGGCUCUCUAUGCUUGGUUAUUGUUCAGCAAGCUCUUCUAGCAAUGGUCAUUUGGGUCAACAAUCUGAACAAAUUAUAUCAGAGGAUAAAGGUAGACACCAGAUCUGUGGAUGCCAUAAAGUUGAUGGAUUGCUACAACACUAUAAAGAUUUCACAAAAAGCGAUUCAAUCCCACUUGUAUGUGGCUCUUAUAUCCACACCAGUAGAAAAUUGGGAUGGAUUCCUAAAUUACAUCACAUACAUUGGAAUGAGCAAGUUGUUUCCAAUCUUGAUCUCCACAUAGUAAUUUAUGGAACUCCUAGAUUUGGGUCUCACCAUUUCUCCUUGGGCACCCAACAUUCUUCUGAUCAUGCCAAAAAAAUUUCAAGAAAACCAAAGUGGGUGGAAGACCUUGACCAAAAGAAGCCUGUUCUUGACUUGGACACUGUCAUUCUUGCCACCAACUGUGCUGCUGCUGCCACCUCAUUUUUUGAAGAACAAGUGUCACCUCAUAGACCUUCACACUUGUAUGUUCUCGUUUUCAAGUUCAUCACUUUGAUAUGGCAACUAUUGGCUGUGUUUGUUGCUUCUGUUUCCACAUCCGUGUAUAUAGUUCUCCAGCUACUCCAUUUUCUUAUAAGCUAUGGAUUAGAGUCUUUUAUAUAUGUCACAUUACACAAUUUAUUCCCUCACACCUCAAGGAACAUUCGUGUCCGAUGUUGUCAAAUCUUGUAUUGGCCAAUCUUCCUUCACACAAAUGAUUCCAGGUCCGGAUCAUGUGUGGAGUAUGCAGAGAAAGCUUCACAACGCAGACAUUCCAUGUGGUUGAGUGUAGUCAUCGACAUCCUCUUAGGGAACCUUUUUGGCCUUACAUUGCUGACUCAUGCAAAUUCCGCUUGUUUGACGAUUUUGACCUUCACUGGUGAUGUUACAAACAACUGGUGGCUCAUAAGCUGUGCACGAUUAAUGGGAAACCCUGCUGGUUUUAAGUUGAACACUGAGCUUGCAGGAGUUCUUGGCACUCUUUCUUUAAAUGCAAUUCAAUUUUGGUCUACAGUAUUAGGCUCCAUGCGUUUUCUUUUUAUUUUUUUAAUUAAAGGGUUAGCGAUAAGCGGGGUUAUUUUUGGCAUUACAACCCCUGCUGCAUCAACACUUGACUUGAUUACUAUCUCAACAACACAUAUUUCAACCCUACAUUGGUUAAUAUCGCUCAUUUAUUCGAGGCAGAUACAGGCAACGACAGCAUUGUGGCGCCUUUUCAGGGGGCAAAAAUGGAAUCCGCUUCGUGAGAGGUUAGAUAGCUAUGAUUACACAGUGGAACAGCAUAUUGUUGGGUCUCUGUUGUUUACUCCACUUCUGCUUGUGCUACCAACUACUUCAGCUUUUUAUAUGUCGUUUACUAUUAUGUAUACGACAAUUGGGUUUAUAUUGAUGAUUAUUGAGGUUGCUAUAUCUGUAAUCCAUGCUACUCCCUACACCAAAAUCUUCCUUUGGUUGCUGAGACCAAGCAGAUUCCCAUGUGGGAUUUGGUUUCAGAUAUUUUCUGUUGAUUUAAAGGAAAGUGUUGGAUCAGAUGUUUUGGUCUCAUCUCUUCAUAGUUAUUCUUAUAGUCUAGGAGAAUUGGUGAAGCCACACUUUAGUUACCUACGUUCUGCUGUUUCAAGAUCAUCAAUUAGCUCAUCAGUGUAUGGAGUUUUCAGUGGAAGAAGUUUGUCUUCUGCGCUAUACAAGCUUCCAGUUGCACCUGGUGCGGGUGUUGAUGGGAAAAUGCCAUGGAUGUGGAUCCCAUUGAAGGAAUAUUGGAGGCUUUGUUAUGAUGCUGUCUUUGCAUAUGUUAAAUGUUAAAUGUUUGAUGGGAAUUUUGUAUAUGUUUGGUUUUAUCAGGAGGAGGAUUAGGUAGGAGUAGUAGACAAGUUGAGGAAUAUGGUUUUAUUGUUGUGUGUGUGCGUGUGAUCUGAUGAAAUUUUGGUAUGUAUGUAUUCAAUUGUCAUCAUGUCAGAUUGUGUAAUCUUGGU
Messenger RNA from Lactuca virosa, 2451 nucleotides. Lineage: Eukaryota; Viridiplantae; Streptophyta; Magnoliopsida; Asterales; Asteraceae. The record is from the annotation of a GenBank genome assembly.